This is a messenger RNA of Paramecium octaurelia, 1668 nucleotides long. NCBI's taxonomy places the organism in Eukaryota, Ciliophora, Oligohymenophorea, Peniculida, Parameciidae. The record is from the annotation of a GenBank genome assembly.
GUUCUAAAUGGAAAGAAUCCAUCCUGACCCUGAGUAAUCAGAAUAAAAUAGGUUAAUUUUUCUUGCUUACAUAGGGAGCAAAGUCGAAGAUAGAAAGAGGGAUAAUAUAAAGUAAAUUUUUGGCCAAUUUUUUAUAUUUAUAAACUUCUUAUGUUCUACAUUGUUAUAAACAUCAUCUUUUGUAUAUUUGUAGCUAGCAAAAAUAAUGAUUACAGUUAAAUCAUAUAUUUUUGCUCCCUUGAAAUAAUCUUAAAGGUGAUUAUUAUAAUUUGCUUAUUGUACCAAUAUUGUUAGUUUAUUGAAGCUGAGAAUAAAGCAAGAUUCAUAAAUGAUUAAAAUCAACCAGAAAUUGAAGCUAACAUACUUCUAUAUUAAUCAGCAUUCUAAUUUGUAAUCGCAUUUUCAAACUAAUCCAAAUAUUUAUGGAUUAAAAUCAUACUUUUUUAUUGUUCUCUUUCUCUAUUAAUGCUAAAUGUGUAAGUAAAUCAAAGUUAACUACCUAUUUGCAUGUGUCAUAAUUCUAUAGAAGAUCAAUAUAUAGAGUUUAAUUAUUCUGAAUUAAAAUGCCUCUUAGAGAAAGAUUGUAGAAUAGAAGACUUCGAAACCAGCUCAUUUCCAUAUUUAAAGCAGGUAACUUUAAUGGAUUGGCCACUCAUUGUUAUUUUGUUGAUUUUACUGUUUGCUAGAGUUUUAAUCAUGCCCUUUGCAUGUUGUUUUCGGAAACUUAGGAUUAAAGAAUACUAGCAUAGUUAUAAUGUUAUAUGUAUUUCAGCACAUUAUACGUUUUAGAUAAAUAAACAGCUCUCUCUUCUGGGUCAUUUAUCAGUGGAUCCAUCAUAUUUUCCAGUUUAGUAAAAUUAAUAGUUCUCAGUUUAUUAAUGGUACUUACUAAAAAUAGUUCUUGUUAUGUUUUAGUAGCAUCGAAUUUAUUCUAUCAUAUACUGAUAGCCAUGGUGUUCAACUAGAUCAAAUACACCAUCAAUAGCGGUAUUAAGUAACAUUAAUUCUUUAGAAUAAGCACUUGAAGAUUUGUGCUAUAAAAAUUAUCAAAUUCUUAUAGAUUCCAUCUUAUGGAUGAAUAAUUUUAAAAAUACAUUUUUUCAAGGUGGAUUAAUCUUAUGUCUAAUAUUCACUUCAGUAGGCUAGUCAUAUUAUGAAAGAUCUGAUAAAAGUACAAAUAUAAUGAAUUAUGAUAUUUUCAUUGAAUUCGAUUGUGGAAUAUUUCAAUUCAUAAUGUUGACCAUCUUGAUUUAUAAGUAUAUCAUUUAUCAGAAUUGCAACAAAGGUAGGAUCUUAGUAUUCAACAAAUAUUAUCAUGGAAGCAAUCAAGAACUAUCAACCAACUAAUCAUCAUUUCAAAAUUAAUCAAUGAUAGCUAAUAGCAGAAUACCAACUUAACCUAAUAACGCAACCAUAAAUCAUCAAUAAACUAACAGACUGAAAGAAUUAAAAUUUUUAUCUGAAGAAUAAUCAAUCUAUAAGGUUGUAAAACAUAUAACAACUGAGGCAGACUGUCUAAUAUGUUUAGAAUAGUUGACAGUAGAAUAAGCUAAUGUUGUAUCAUUAAAAUGUCACCAUCUUCAUAUGUUUCACUUUGAAUGUAUUAAAUAAUGGUUUCAACAUCAAACAGCAUGUCCAACUUGUAAGCAUGAGUAUUGUUUAAAUUGA